AUGUCCCUAGUCGGCAACUUUACCUCGAACUAUGAUCGGGAGGCUGUAUCUGGCGGCGUUCCAACACCAGAGAUGGGCGGCAGACGACCUUCUCACUACAACGACAACGAACAAGCUGCCGAGUCGGAUGCCUCAACAAUAGCAGCUGUUGAGAAUUCACCACCGAGGAGUAAUAAUCAAUAUACCGACAAAAAGGAUGGAUCUUAUAACACACAUGACGCCGACGAACUGGCCGAGGCUACGAGGAGAGAAGAGGCCGUUCACGCACUUGCCCGACGACUUACUUCGCAAAGUCAACAAUCUUCAGCAAACCAGAACCCUUUCAACGCGGCACCAAACUCUUCCCUGGACCCCAAUGGCGAGCAUUUCAAUGCACGAGCAUGGACCAAGGCUAUGCUUAACCUCCAAUUAAACGACGAGAAUGCGCCACCUACACGAACUGCUGGUGUUUCUUUCCGCGAACUCAACGUCCAUGGUUUCGGAGCCGACACUGAUUACCAGAAGAGUGUUGGUAACGUGUGGCUAGAUGGACCUGGGCUUGUCAAGAAAAUCAUGGGUGACAAGGGCCGCAAGAUCGACAUUCUGCAACACUGCGAUGGUUUGGUCGAGGCUGGCGAGAUGUUGGUCGUUCUUGGACCUCCUGGAUCUGGUUGCUCGACUUUCCUCAAGACCAUCACUGGAGAGACACACGGCUUCGUCGUUGACUCAAACUCGCACAUCAACUACCAGGGUGUCAGCCCAGAGCUCAUGAACAAGAACUACCGUGGUGAAGCCAUUUACACUGCCGAAGUCGAUGUUCAUUUCCCCAUGAUGACUGUUGGAGAGACCCUUUACUUUGCUGCUCAAGCGCGUCGCCCAAGGAACAUCCCUGGUGGCGUCAGCGUACAGCAGUUCGCCGAGCACCAGCGCGAUGUCAUCAUGGCGUUUCCUUUGGAGCGCAUCGUUCGUGAGGGCUUCGAGGACCGCGUUCCCCGCACUCCUGAUGAAUUCGCGCAGCGCUGGUUGGAGUCUCCGGAGCGAGCAGCACUCCUACAACAGAUCGAAGCCUACGAGCAGAAGUAUCCCAUUGGUGGCGAGGCCGCCGAGCGCUUCAAGGAGUCACGCCAGCUUCAGAAGGCCAAGGGUCAGCGCGAAAAGUCGCCUUACACUCUCUCGUACACGCAGCAAGUUAAGCUAUGCUUGUGGCGAGGUUUCGUUCGAUUGAAGGCCGAUCCCAGUAUCACCAUCACCCAACUUGUUGCCAACUCCAUCAUGGCCCUCAUCAUCUCGUCCGUCUUCUACAACCUCCCAUCGACCACUUCCAGUUUCUACCUUCGCUCCGCUCUUCUCUUCUUCGCUAUCCUGAUGAACGCUUUCGGUUCCGCCCUCGAGAUUCUGACGCUCUACGCUCAACGUCCCAUUGUUGAGAAGCACUCGCGCUAUGCUCUGUACCACCCGUCCGCCGAGGCUUUCGCCAGUAUGUUGACUGAUAUGCCGUACAAGAUUGUCAACGCGAUCACUUUCAACUUGGUCCUGUACUUCAUGACGAAUCUUCGACGAGAACCUGGAAACUUCUUCUUCUUCGUCCUUAUUUCCUUCACACUGACUCUUGUCAUGUCCAUGUUCUUCCGUUCCAUCGCCGCCUUGUCUCGCUCCCUUGUCCAGGCUCUGGCACCCGCCGCCAUCCUCAUCUUGGGUCUCGUCAUGUACACUGGUUUCGCCAUCCCUCCUAGCUACAUGCUGGGUUGGUCCAAAUGGAUUCGCUACAUCAACCCCGUCAGUUACGGGUUCGAGGCCCUCAUGGUUAACGAAUUCCACAACAGACAGUUCGAGUGCAACGAAUUCAUUCCCUUCGGCCCCGGUUACGAAGACAUUUCUGGCCCUCAACAAGCUUGCAGGACCAUUGGAUCCGUUCCCGGACAGCCAUACGUCAACGGCGACGACUACAUCAACUCGGCCUUCAACUACUACGCUAAGAACAAGUGGCGCAACUUCGGUAUCAUGUGGGUCUUCAUGUUUGGUCUCAUGCUUGUCUACCUCGCUGGUACUGAAUACAUCACCGCCAAGAAGUCCAAGGGUGAAGUCCUUGUCUUCCGUCGUGGCCACAAGCUGCCUGCGCCCAAGAGCAAGUCUGAGGAGGAUCUUGAGGCCGCCGUUCCCGGACGCAACGUCGCUGCUCAGAACGAUUCUGACAACAUCGCCAUCAUCGAACGCCAAACUGCCAUCUUCCAGUGGGAGGACGUCUGCUACGAUAUUACAAUCAAGAAGGAGCCUCGCCGUAUUCUCGACCACGUUGACGGAUGGGUUAAACCCGUCAUUGGUGCUGCUCCUGGUUCACACACGGACAUCGACUGGCACCAAACCUGGCGCAACUCUGAUGAGUACCGUGAGGUCAAGCGCCAUCUCGCCGAACUCAAAUCCGAACGCGGUCAGGCUGAAGCUCUCCAGCGUACCAUGUCCGCUCAGAAGCGUGAGGACAAGGCUGCCUUCCGCGAAUUCGCCGCACCUUUCAUGACUCAACUCCGUGAGACCAUGGUCCGUGUCUUCCAGCAAUACUGGCGCACACCCUCGUACAUCUACUCCAAGACCUUCCUUUGUGUUCUCUCGGCUCUCUUCAUCGGUUUCUCGCUCUUCCAGAUGCCCAACACACAGACUGGUCUCCAGAAUCAAAUGUUCGGUAUCUUCAUGUUGAUGACAAUUUUCGGUCAAUUGGUCCAGCAGAUCAUGCCCCACUUCGUCACCCAGCGCGCUUUGUACGAGGUUCGCGAACGUCCUAGCAAGACCUACUCGUGGAAGGCGUUCAUGAUCUCCAACAUCGUCGUCGAACUGCCCUGGAACUCACUCAUGGCUGUGCUCAUCUUCUUCUGCUGGUACUACCCCAUUGGCCUGUACAAGAACGCAGAGUACACCGACUCCGUCACCCUCCGUGGAUUCCAGCUCUUCCUCUUCGUCUGGAUGUUCUUGCUCUUCACUUCGACAUUCACGCACAUGGUCAUCGCUGGUAUCGACUCUGCCGAGACUGGUGGUAACUUGGCCAACUUGAUGUUCUCGCUCUGCCUCAUCUUCUGUGGUGUCCUUGCUCAGCCUUCCGACUUCCCCCGCUUCUGGAUCUUCAUGUACCGCAUUUCGCCCUUUACGUACAUGGUGUCUGGUAUGUUGUCUGUCGGUCUCGCCAACAGUGUAGUGCAGUGUGCGGAGAACGAGUUGAUCCACUUCGACCCUCGCCCAAACCAGACUUGCGGAGAAUACAUCGCGGACUGGACAACGGCUGCUGGUGGCCGGAUGCAAAACCCCGAGGCCACAAGCGACUGCAACUUCUGUGCCAUUGAGGACACCAACGUCUUCCUUGCCAGUAUCUCUUCCGACUACUCCAACGCGUGGCGCAACUUUGGUAUCCUUUGGGCCUACGUCAUCUUCAACAUCGGUGCCGCUCUUGCUUUGUACUACCUUGUCCGCAUGCCCAAGCCCAAGAAGGAGAAGGGUGACAAGAAGGAGGUUGGUGGACACAAGGGCGCCGUCAAGGAGGAGAAGCUCGACCAGCCUUCGCACGUUGGCAGCAGCCGCAACUCAAACGCCGAUGGCGAGAAGGGUGUUGAGACCGCAAGAUACGCUUCUAUCACCGGCACCAACACACCACCAGCCCAAGAGAUCUCCGAGAAGGCAUGA
Alternaria atra is the source of this 3645-nucleotide messenger RNA. RefSeq lists its product as uncharacterized. NCBI's taxonomy places the organism in Eukaryota, Fungi, Ascomycota, Dothideomycetes, Pleosporales, Pleosporaceae. Gene Ontology annotation, cellular component: membrane. Bases 1 to 3645 code for a protein of 1214 amino acids. The transcript has 5 exons. Gene Ontology annotation, molecular function: ABC-type transporter activity; ATP binding; ATP hydrolysis activity. Gene Ontology annotation, biological process: transmembrane transport. The record is from RefSeq and is a predicted model, not a curated record.